Messenger RNA from Penicillium paradoxum, 543 nucleotides. Its product is annotated as peptidyl-tRNA hydrolase domain protein. Lineage: Eukaryota; Fungi; Ascomycota; Eurotiomycetes; Eurotiales; Aspergillaceae. The transcript is spliced from 3 exons. The record is from RefSeq and is a predicted model, not a curated record. Gene Ontology annotation, cellular component: mitochondrial large ribosomal subunit. Gene Ontology annotation, molecular function: translation release factor activity. The coding region runs from base 1 to 543 and encodes 180 amino acids. Gene Ontology annotation, biological process: mitochondrial translational termination.
AUGUAUGGACCUCAGCGCAUACACUGCCUUCGAGGCUUGACAUCCAUUCGGAGAUUUGCGUCUGAAGGGCAACAAGAUCUCCAGCUCGCAAGGGAUUGGCUCAAGGCCCUUAAUUCCAAGACCAUUCCCCGUAAUAUUUGCGAGGUUUCCUUCAGUCGGUCUAGUGGCCCCGGUGGGCAAAAUGUGAACAAGGUUAACUCCAAGGCCACCUUGAAAGUCCCAUUGGAGUCAUUGUUACCGUUGGUGCCCCGUUUGAUACACCAAUCACUCCGCACAUCCCGAUAUGCCGCCGAAAGAGCCCAGUGUUUAGUCAUCCAGUCCGACGAAGAGCGGAAACAGUCUAAUAAUGUGGAAUCCUGCUUUGACAAGCUCUACCAGCUGUUGCAGAGCUCGGCCAAGGAGGUGAUUCCCGGGGAAACGUCACAAGCACAAAGAACACGCGUGCAGAAACUACAACGCGCUCAGAAUGAGAGCCGGAUUAAAGAUAAGAAACAGCACAGCGACAAGAAAAGCAGUCGCCGAGGAAGCAAAUACGAUGAUUGA